This is a messenger RNA of Coccidioides immitis RS, 321 nucleotides long. RefSeq lists its product as uncharacterized. The transcript has a single exon. The record is from RefSeq and is a predicted model, not a curated record. Bases 1 to 321 code for a protein of 106 amino acids. NCBI's taxonomy places the organism in Eukaryota, Fungi, Ascomycota, Eurotiomycetes, Onygenales, Onygenaceae.
AUGUCGGCGGCCCAAUCCUCGUUAAUAAAACCCCAAGAGACAGAGGAGGCCGCGCUGGUGAGGAAAAAAAAAAUUUUGAACCAAUCUUCAGAACCAGCCACUGCGGCUAAAGAUGAAGGUUCUCACGCAACUCGUGCGAGAACAAAUCCAGACUCCAGAUCAUUGGAUAGCCGGCUGCGACCCAUGUCAUACUUGCAACCGUGCAACAUGGUGAUUCAUUAUUGGGACUCCAACUUCGACAGAUGGAGACCAUCCAGGUAUAUUCCCGAUAUGACCAUGGCGUGGCUGGUGGGAUUGGAUGCACAGAAACUGGUGGCUUGA